AUGUUGCUCACCAAAAGCUCCGACGAGGUAAAGGGCGGAACUGUUAAAGGUACUUACAUAUUUUCGGCUAAUCCGGAUAUUUCAGAUAUUACAUUGGUUAUGAUGGUCGAUGAAGAAUACGUGGAUGCAAAUUUUGACCAAGAGGGCGAGAAUUCAAUGGAUGUCGGUCCAGAUGACUUUGGCCAUGUGGUCUUUUAUCGCGGCAUAGAAGGCCUUGGACCAUUUAGACCAAAGUCUCGCCGUCGGAGAUGGACUCAACGUGAUAUGACUAAUGCUUAUAAUGCUGUCAAAUACCAAGGCAUGUCGCUUCGGGGUGCAGCAACCGCAUUUAAUGUUCCUGAAUCCACACUACGUGAUAGAGUUCAUGGAAGGGUCAGCUUGGAAUGCAAUCGACCUGGACCUCCCACAUUUUUCACUUUUGAUGAAGAAAAGAAAAUGGUUGACCACAUCCUUUUCAUGAGUAAAAUAGGCUAUCCUUACACCCGAAAUCAAGUAGUUGAGCUUGCGGGUGACAUGACCAAAGCUGUCGGUCGCAUUGCUCCUUUUAAAUAUCUCAAUCCCAGUCAAGCUUGGUUCUACGCGUUCCUCAAUCGUUGGCCAGAUUUGAAGAACUUUCUUUUCGGUCCUCGUAGUAAUCGGAAAUCGAAAGGUGUGUCUGGGGAUGCUAUUCAGGCGUAUUUUGAACAGCUUGAUAAGGUAUUGACGAAAUACGACAUUAAGGACAAGCCGGAACACAUGUGGGUUGUAGAUGAAGUUAGCGUGAGUUGUGAGAACCAACCGCCAAAAUUGCUCCCAAUCAGUGUCCAGCGAGCUCAGUCUGUUAGUUAUUGGAGUCCCACGGUCGUGAUUAUCGGCGCUGGAAGCGCAGCUGGCGAAAAAAUUCCUCCUUUCCUUCUAUAUCAUGGCGAAACAAUUACUCACAGCAUGAUGGAGGGUUCAGUUCGUGGCACGAAAUUUGCCAGCACACCUUCAGGAUGGGUGAAUUCCGAUGCCUUCAUUCAAUGGUUCUUAAAGCACUUUCGUCCGCAGAUCGCAAAACGUCCCCUGAUACUCCUAUACGAUGGUCACCUACAGUUUAUCAGUGUUCGUGUCCUUGAACGUGCCAGGGAGGAUGGGGUUCUACUUUUUCCUCUACCUCCUCACCCGGCUUACAAUCACUGCAUUGAAAACACCUGUUUCCAUGCUUUUAAUUCUUACUUUGAUAAACGUUUGGAGCGGUUUUACCAAAGAUUUCCCAACGAUCCCAUCUCGAAACAAAAUAUAGCCCCAAUUCUCACACAUGCAUAUGAACGCGCUCUACAAGCUAGGAAUAUGAUCAAUCUCUUUGCCCGUUUGGGCAUUUGUCCUUUCAAUAAUCUUUCUACCUCAAUCGGAGCCUACUUGAACAUCCCAGAUGAUUAUGAUCAGGAGGAUUUCAUGUUGCAGCAAGGGGAAAAUGGUGAACAGGAACAUAGUCAUAUCCCUAGCAGUAGUUCUGGUCAUUGGGCAACUGCCAGCUCUUCACUCAACUUUAACUUUCAAAAUGUCCUUUCCGCCGAUUUGGAUUACAACCGACAGAUUUCGUCGCAGGUCUCUAUGCCUUUAAUUCCGAGACAUGAUCAAGGUCAAUUAAAACCUUUAACAACUGUCAACCCAGUUGUUGGACCUCUAGGGGCACCAACGGUCCAAACAUCAUCUCCUUGCAUUCGCGUUAUUUCAACCAAUGCUACCACUACUCCAAUUACUAAAGGAAAACCCUUACAGCUCAUUCCAUUGCCAAAGCAAGUGACUCCAACAUCAGCUCCUGGUUCCCACAUUGCCAUCCGUUUUCCAACCGUUAAAGAAAAUCCUGCCAGUCGACCUAUUCGCAUAUCUCAACAACCACCACAAUCCAAUGCUGCUACUAGUAGCAGUGGUAGUGGGCUUAUUUCUACAGUACCGUCAUUGUCUUCCAUGAAUCCUUUAGAUGAUUUUCCUAGCCAACCAAAAGAUGUUGGCCAGAUAUUGUCUCUAAGUGGUGAGGAUGGUGGUGUUAUAGAUGACAUUAAAGACGCGACUGUAGCUCCGGGAAUCUGUGCAAUUUGUGGACAGUUGGAACCUCCUGGAUUUGAUUCAGAAGCAGAUGAUUCUGAGCUUCCUGUCGUCGAUUGGAUAACAUGCAAUUACUGCAAGAGAUGGAUGCACUUGAAUAGUGAAUGUAGUCGCAAUGCUAUACUCACAGACAGUGCUUUUAUGUGUGCUCUCUGUCGUGCUGAAUCUGAAUCUAUUAUGCCAUCUCAGGAUCCAGUCCCGCAGAACACGGAAGCUCAAGAGCAGCCAGUGGUUGUUUUGUCAGCCACGCCGACAUCAACGCCUGUUUUAGACUCUCAAGUAUCUCCAAAGGAAGAGCUAAAGUGA
Molecule: messenger RNA, 2376 nt
Organism: Rodentolepis nana
Lineage: Eukaryota; Metazoa; Platyhelminthes; Cestoda; Cyclophyllidea; Hymenolepididae
Source: the annotation of a GenBank genome assembly